This is a messenger RNA of Erinaceus europaeus (western European hedgehog), 3481 nucleotides long. RefSeq names its product YME1 like 1 ATPase (gene YME1L1). Gene Ontology annotation, biological process: mitochondrion organization; protein quality control for misfolded or incompletely synthesized proteins. The coding region runs from base 386 to 2533 and encodes 715 amino acids. Gene Ontology annotation, molecular function: ATP hydrolysis activity; metalloendopeptidase activity; ATP-dependent peptidase activity. The record is from RefSeq and is a predicted model, not a curated record. Lineage: Eukaryota; Metazoa; Chordata; Mammalia; Eulipotyphla; Erinaceidae. Gene Ontology annotation, cellular component: mitochondrial inner membrane. The transcript has 19 exons.
GGUCCAGCCUGUAUGACAGUCAACAUGACCAUUUCUAAUACUAAGGGUGAGCGAGCCUCAAAAGCCAGGGCGGAAACGCCAACCGGAAAAGGCGGAGCUCUUCUGCUCGUCCUCGGAUGUGGCGGCCGCCUGCCCCGGAAGUAGUGUUGCCUUAGCCACUCGCCUUCCGGGCCAACGCGUCCGUCGUUGCAGCAGCUGUGGGAAGGGGAGGCCAUUUUCCGUAUCUGGAAAGAGUCUGGGUAAGGGGCGGGGGAAGAAAGGAGAGAGGGAAAGAGAGAAAGUAAAAAAAAAAAAAAGAAGAAGAAGAAGAAGAAGAAGGGCUCGGCGGUUGUGAACCGAGGGCGCUGUUUGGACAGGCGGGCGAGGUCCUGAGGGCCCGGAGGAGAUGUUUUCCCUGUCGAGCACGGUGCAGCCGCAGGUUACAGUCCCUCUGAGUCAUCUCAUCAGUGCCUUCCAUUCACCCAAAAACACAUCUGUUUACGUCAAUACAUCAGCUUGUCAAAACCAGAAUCGAGAUGUAGCUCCAGAACACGAGACUGCAAGCAAUGAGCCUGUACUUAAUUUAAGGGACCUUGGAUUAUCUGAAUUAAAAAUUGGACAGAUUGACCAGCUGGUAGACAGUUUACUUCCUGGACUUUGUAGAGGCAGGAAUGUUUCUUCCCAUUGGCAUACAUCCCAUGUCUCUGCACAGUCCUUCUUUGAAAACAAGUAUGGUUACUUAGAUAUGUUUGGUACUUUGCGCUCCUCUUGCUUGUACGGACAACAUCCAAGAACUCUUAAAAGCAUUUGUUCAGAUCUUCAGUACUGGCCAGUGUUCAUACAGUCCCGGGGUUUUAAAACUUUGAAGUCAAGGACGCGGCGUCUGCAGUCCACUUCUGAAAGAUUGGCGGAAGCACAGCAUAUAACACCAUCAUUUGUGAAGGGGUUUCUUUUACGGGACAGAGGAUCGGACGUUGAGAAUUUGGACAAACUCAUGAAAACCAAAAACAUACCUGAAGCUCACCAAGAUGCAUUUAAAACUGGUUUUGCAGAGGGUUUUCUGAAAGCUCAAGCACUAACUCAGAAGACUAAUGAUUCUUUGAGGCGGACCCGGAUGGUUCUUUUUGUUCUUCUGCUACUUGGGAUCUACGGACUAUUAAAAAACCCAUUUUUAUCUGUUCGCUUCCGGACAACAACAGGGCUUGAUUCUGCAGUAGAUCCUGUUCAGAUGAAAAAUGUCACCUUUGAACAUGUUAAAGGAGUAGAGGAAGCCAAACAAGAAUUACAAGAAGUUGUUGAAUUCUUGAAAAGUCCACAAAAAUUCACAGUGCUUGGAGGUAAACUCCCAAAAGGAAUUCUUUUAGUUGGACCCCCAGGGACAGGGAAGACACUACUUGCCCGAGCUGUGGCUGGAGAAGCUGAUGUUCCUUUCUACUAUGCUUCUGGAUCAGAAUUUGAUGAGAUGUUUGUGGGCGUGGGAGCAAGCCGCAUAAGAAACCUUUUUAGGGAAGCAAAAGCAAAUGCACCUUGUGUUAUAUUUAUUGAUGAAUUAGAUUCUGUUGGUGGGAAGCGAAUUGAAUCUCCAAUGCAUCCAUAUUCAAGGCAGACUAUCAACCAACUUCUUGCUGAAAUGGAUGGAUUUAAGCCCAAUGAAGGAGUAAUCAUCAUAGGGGCCACAAACUUCCCCGAGGCAUUAGACAAUGCCUUAAUACGUCCUGGUCGUUUUGACAUGCAAGUUACCGUUCCAAGACCAGAUGUAAGAGGUCGAACAGAAAUUUUGAAGUGGUAUCUCAAUAAAAUAAAGUUUGAUCAGUCUGUUGAUCCAGAAAUCAUAGCUCGUGGCACUGUUGGCUUUUCUGGAGCAGAACUGGAGAAUCUUGUGAACCAAGCAGCAUUAAAGGCAGCAGUCGAUGGCAAAGAAAUGGUCACCAUGAAGGAGCUAGAAUUUUCCAAAGAUAAAAUUUUAAUGGGCCCUGAACGUAGAAGUGUGGAGAUUGAUAACAAAAACAAAACCAUUACAGCAUAUCACGAGUCUGGCCAUGCUAUCAUUGCUUAUUAUACUAAGGAUGCAAUGCCUAUCAACAAAGCUACAAUCAUGCCACGAGGACCAACACUUGGACAUGUCUCUCUGUUGCCUGAGAAUGACAGAUGGAAUGAAACGAGAGCUCAGCUGCUUGCACAGAUGGAUGUUAGUAUGGGAGGAAGAGUAGCAGAGGAGCUUGUAUUUGGAGCUGAUCAUAUUACAACAGGUGCUUCUAGUGACUUUGACAAUGCAACUAGAAUAGCAAAGCGGAUGGUUACCAAAUUUGGAAUGAGUGAAAAGCUUGGAGUUAUGACUUACAGUGAUACAGGGAAACUGAGUCCAGAAACUCAGUCUGCUAUUGAACAAGAAAUCAGAAUCCUUCUAAGGGACUCAUAUGAACGAGCAAAGCAUAUCUUGAAGACUCAUGCAAAAGAGCAUAAAAACCUAGCAGAAGCUUUAUUGACCUAUGAAACUUUGGAUGCCAAAGAAAUUCAAAUUGUUCUUGAGGGGAAGAAAUUGGAAGUGAGAUGAUAACUCUUUUGUAAGAGGCUUUGCUGGCUUUCUUGCAAGAAUAUCAGUAGCUUUGUGGUAGUUUUCUUUUGUGACGCUUUCUUUCCCCGUUGACAAGGUGUAUCACUCAAGUGUGUGAAAUGCUGUCAGUCUAUCACAUUUAUCCAACUUUCAUUAUUUUCAUGAUGACACCUCUUGCAAGUUAGCAAUCCACAGCAAAUGUGCUAAAUAAAGAACUAUCGGGAUUGAAAACAGCUUGUCUGAUAAAUGUCAAUCAGCCAAGAUUUUAUUGUUUGUUACUCUAUUAGAUGUGAAUAAAAUUGUGCCUUUAGUUCCUGGAAAGUAUUUUUACUUGCACAAGUAAGAUUGUUGAAGCAUUCAUUAUCUUUAUUUCUAGUUAUUAUUUUAUCUUUGAUACAGUGCAAUUUGACUGUUGGUAAACCAUACUUCAGCUCACAUCAGUGGAAACUUCACUGCUAUACAUUUAAUUACGUUACUGAUUGACGGUAUACAAAACAUUUUUGUAAGUCCUAAGAUUAGAAAAUUGUAAACAUGCAGAUUCAAUUGGAAUUUAAAUGACCAUCGCCUUUAAAAAUGAAACUUGAAUUUUUUUUUUCUUUUCAACACUGCUGCACUGGCUAAUGAUUUAUUUCAGAGUGGUAGCAUUUUGUUAAACAAGUAACAUCUCAAAUUCUGAAUGACUGUAAUUAUGCUUGUCAUUAAAGGUAAAAUUAGAUCAAAACCUAAGUCCCCUUUCAAGUGAACUUUUGAAUUACCCGGUGUUAGAAAUGGAAUCUUGUGUUUACUUCUUAUUCAGUAUUGUGAAUAUGAACAUGUUGUUACAGGAUUUACAGAUGAACUUAUUUAACUCAACAGAAAAAAAAUAUUUUAGAUCACACUGUAUUGGACUUGCAACCAAAUUAUAUACUUAAAAUGAUUUUAUUAAAAUUACCAGCAGUUUUCUAAUAA